GCGGCGUGAGUGCGUCGGCUUCCACUCCAUCGCCGGUCGAGCUACUGCGAGCAUCUACCUGUCGGAUCUCUUCAAUUUCCUUAAGUCUUCGAGGUACUCAGCAUUCCUGCUAACCAAGCGAAAAUGCCCGCCACACGCAGCCGCCAAAGCACUGAGAAGCCCGUGGAGGAGGUCCCCACCGAGCCCACAAAGGGAGCCGAAGAAGUUCCCGAAGGCGUGAAGCCCGCGGAACCCACCGAGGCCGCCGAGAAGGACAAGGAGCCCACUUCCACCGAGGAGGACACGAACGGAGCUCUGAACGGCGCGGAUAAGGAAGACGCCGAUGAUGAUGAGGAGGACGACGAAGCCGACGAGGAUGAGAAGACCGGCGCUGAGGACAACGAAGCCGAAGACGACAAGCGCGACGCUGAGGAAGAGUCCGAAGACGCUUCCCCCAAGAAGAAGAUCAAGACCGUCGAAGAGCCCGCUGUCGAAGCCGAGGACUCCGCCCCUGCCGAGGCUGAAGAAGCCGCUUAAACGUUCCGCGACCGAACUACUACAGCAGCAGCAGGGAAGAGGGGAUCCUAAUAAUUUAUUGGUUCCUGGUCACUAAUCAUGUGAACCAGCAGCGCAGUGGGCACUUGUACAUUCGUUUGUUCGGAAAAAGCAAGGAGAAAAGUAAGAUCGAUCGAUGAUUGAGGGCGGGAUAAGACCACACCACACCAAACAACAAAAGCAUCACCAAGAAUGCUUUCCUUCUGAAUCCGAUCCCAUCUUGACGACAUCGACAGCAACUACCAUAGCUCAUGAUAAUCCCAGCUGCUCGAAGCAGCGGCAGCAGAAGCAGGCAAAUUGUAUAUCCAGGUUAUUGAUCGUCACACUGUCAUGACAAUAAUACAUCAUUACUCUUAAUCUCGUAAUUACAAUCAUCUUCCCUCUGGAAUCGUCAUUCCCUUGAAAAACAAGCAAACAAACAUACAGCAAGUGGUGGUGGUGUGUCGUCACAAGAAGCUGAAGGUGGUAGACUGUAUAAAAUAAAUGUGGACGGAACAACUGCCUUCCCGGAUUCUCGGGACAGGUUCACUGUACAAAA
Galendromus occidentalis (western predatory mite) is the source of this 1072-nucleotide messenger RNA. Its product is annotated as protein BFR2. The coding region runs from base 124 to 516 and encodes 130 amino acids. The transcript has 2 exons. The record is from RefSeq and is a predicted model, not a curated record. NCBI's taxonomy places the organism in Eukaryota, Metazoa, Arthropoda, Arachnida, Mesostigmata, Phytoseiidae.